GUCAUUAUAUGGAGCCUAACGAAACGUGCGUUUAUGUUAUUGGUCGGAUAUUUGUGUAACUAUAGAUCUGUUUUAGCCGGUCUAUAAUUUUUAAAGGCAAUGAAGGUAUCGGUGACAAAAUAGGUCGUAAGGAGUGAGUGUGGUGAAAUGUUGUACACUUAGAAGUAGGUUUCAAUCAUACAAACCUGUUCAUUGUGUGAUACAAACCAGCAGGCAGCACGACGAUCUAGUCACGUACGCACACCUUGGUCGAGAGUCUCGACACACAAUCCUGAAUAACAGUGGUGCCUACUAUCACACUUGCUAUGAGCGAACACUCAACGUAAUCAUGGGCGUCCUGAGCACCUGUCAAUGCACCUGUCAAUAUCAGUGUUGUUUAGACAUGUACAUGAAAAGGAGGAGCCAUAAAAUGUCAUGGAUAGACCAGCAUAUACUUGUACAAAUACUAUUGUCACUGGUGGUAAAACUAAAUCCAGGCACAGUACCAACUGUACGUCUUACACCAUGUACAACGACGAAAAUGACUAUGUUCAACCAAAUCUACACACCAGUAGCAGCAGCGAUAAAAGAAAACGCCUCUUACCUGUUUUAAUUGCAAUAACUGGAUUUUUUGUUGUUUGUACUGCACCGUUGCUGUAUGUAUUUGGACCUGUAGAAGAGGAUAUGCUAUCUGUACCUUACAUUAAACUACCACGUCCUGAAUUCCAUCGAUCUUCCUCCAACAAUUCACACCAGACACCCACCACUCCAGAUCAUUAUCAAGCUGGAGAGUUUCUACGGGACACCCGAGUUGCAGAUCAUUGUCACUUGCCCGAUGUUCCAGCCUUGGGAAUGGAAGGUUUCUAUAUAAAAGAGGAAUACUUUUUGGAACAAGUUCAUGUCAUCUUGUCAUCAGGGGAGACAACUCCAAAACAACUCCAUCCGAAAAUUCCACCGGCAGAUUGUAAUUUUAAAUCAUCCACAGUUGAACCAUUUGAAGAUUUUCCGGCCACUGUAAAUGGUUACAUCAGAGCAAACAAGGCGCACACAGAAUUUAUCAACCACACUAUAUUACAUAACAGGAAGUGUCCCCCUGGACAGUUAUCUCCCCUCGGAAUGGCAAAGUUACGUCAACAUGGAAGAUAUCUGCGAGACACAUAUUCAGAUUUGUUUGAACAUGGAUCAGAAAUACAUCAUUCCAAUAAAUGGAUAAAAGUUUUAAGUGGACAGGACGCCAGCUCAUUCCAUUCAACUCUAUCUUUUCUCAGUGGCUUUUUACCACGAAAGCACGUCCACACAGUCAAUGUUGAGAAAGUAACCAAUCGACUGUGUGACAUGUCCCAGACAGAAUGCCAUUGUCCAAACAUAGCUCGCUCUGCACCAUUUCUCAUGGACAGUGUCUUGAACCAUACGCAGGGCUCCGAUUCGCAGAUACCUGCCAAUAAGUCAUUUAGUAAGUUUUUGGAGAAAUUCUGCAAAAGGAAUAUGAGUUCUGUAGAUGCACUCAAUCAGCUUUCUCCUCUCAUAUGUGAUAAAUCCCUACCCUCGACAGGAUGUCGGGGUAAUCGUUGCUGGAAUGUAUCCAGGUCUCAUAUAGGAAGGCUAUUUCAGGUUUUAGACAAACAUAUAGAGAAAUGGAUGACCCACAUUCCUAACCUGGAACACAGUCGCCUCUAUGUUUUUCCAUUUCUUAAUUCUUUAUUAAAUUCCAUCAAAAAUGUUCAACUUGCAACAUCUCCAAGGUUGCUUGUUUACACAAGUAACGAAGAGUUCAUGCUCCACUUGCUGACAGCCAUGGAGAACAAAUUGGAAAAGUUUCCACGCUCUGGGUCUCGACUCGUCUUCGAACUUCUGUCAAAAUCGCAACAACAGAAGAAACACUACUUCCUGCGUGUGCUCUUCAACGGCCGUGAUGUCACUACUAGCAUUCCUCUCUGUAGUCGUCGCUAUGACGAGAGAGUCUGUCCACUGAAAUACUUUGCAGACUAUCACAAUUUGAAUUUUAAAAAUAUGUUUUCUAAGUCAAAUUAUGAAGAAAGGUGUUCAUGAUCUGGUUUGUUGCGUUUGUUUGCAAGGUUUUAUAACCUCACAACAGCUUAGAUCAUAAUUAUAUAUAUAAGGCAACAUGCAGGUUUGUUAAAUCAGAUAGAUUUUUUCAUACUUUUGACAACAAAGUCUUUUUUGGAUUGGGAUGUUACUCUGUAGAAUCAGGGUGUCUGUUGGUACGAUGCACCACUGCUUAUUACCUAAUCUCCACCAAUUUUUCAGAAACUUUCUACUCUACACAUGAUCAGUCCACUAGUUUGUAUGUAUGACCUUGCAAUUCAAACUUUUUAUUUUUAUUUUUUUGUUAUUUGAA
Messenger RNA from Mizuhopecten yessoensis (Yesso scallop), 2338 nucleotides. Its product is annotated as 2-phosphoxylose phosphatase 1-like. The coding region runs from base 415 to 2028 and encodes 537 amino acids. The record is from RefSeq and is a predicted model, not a curated record. Lineage: Eukaryota; Metazoa; Mollusca; Bivalvia; Pectinida; Pectinidae. The transcript is spliced from 4 exons. Gene Ontology annotation, cellular component: Golgi apparatus. Gene Ontology annotation, biological process: chondroitin sulfate proteoglycan biosynthetic process; glycosaminoglycan biosynthetic process; dephosphorylation. Gene Ontology annotation, molecular function: phosphatase activity.